AUGGCUGGCGGCAUGGGAAGCAGUCCCAUCAUUGAUGGCAUCGUUAAGAACGACAAGGUACCAUGGUAUCGCAAGAGGAACCUCCGCAGUCUGUAUCUCUGGCUGGUGCCAUUUGCCAUGUUCAUUGAAAGCACCAGUGGCUUCGACUCGUCAAUGAUGAAUGGUCUCCAAGCACUUGAUUAUUGGCAAGAGCAUUUCAAUGAACCUGACGGUGCCAUUCUCGGAUUUCUCGUCUCCUGCUACAGUCUCGGCGCAAUCACGGCCAUACCUUUCGUGCCACUUUUGUCAGACUGGGUUGGCCGUCGCUAUUCGAUCGUUUUCGGCUCAGUUGUCAUGAUCAUUGGCGCAAUUCUGCAAGGGUUUUCCACCAACCUUGCCAUGUUUAUCUUCGCACGAAUGUUCCUUGGUCACGGCAUCGUCUAUGCUAUUGUCGCUGGAUCAGCUCUGCUUGGCGAGCUCGGCCAUCCGAAGGAGCGUCAGUUCCUGGGUUCCAUGUUCAAUGCCUUCUACGCGGUUGGCGCGCUCCUAGGUGCCGGCAUCGUGAUCCAAACUCUGAAGAUUCAGAGCAAUUGGAGUUGGCGACUACCAUCACUACUACAGGCUGCACCUUCGGUGAUUCAGGUGGUGACGGUCUUUGCUAUUCCCGAAUCACCACGUUGGCUCGUAUCGAAGGACCGACAGGAGGAAGCGCUUGAGCUCCUCAUCAAAUAUCACGCCGAGGGCGACGCCUCCAGCCCAUUGCCCCACGCCGAAUUCGCCGAGAUCAAGAAAGCCCUCGAGAUUGAGAACGAAAGUCGCAAGCGUGGAUGGCUGGAGAUGUUCCAAUCUCCUGCCAUGCGCCGUCGUGCACUCGUUUCAGGUAUGCUUGGGGUUUUCUGCCAGUUCAGUGGAAACGCUCUCAUCUCUCAAUAUCUGGUUCCUAUCCUCGAGAUGAUCGGCAUCGAGAACUCGGAAACCCAAUUGAAGUUCAGUGUCGGUCGUGAGGCCUGGGGAUUGAUUGUCUGUUUCACGCUGGCCAGCAUCACGCCUCGCUUCCCUCGCCGUCGGAUGUACUUGCUCUGUACGGUGUCUCUGCUGCUCUGCUACAGCGCCUGGACGGCAUCUCAGGCUCGCCAGAUGAUCACCAAGUCCGAGGCUGCUGGCAUUGCCACCAUCUUCUUCAUUUUCCUGUACACACCUUGUUACAACAUUGCCUACAACGCACUGACGUACGUGUACUUGGUCGAGCUCUGGCCGUACUAUGCCCGCACCAAAGGCAUCACGUGGUUCCAACUCUGUUCUCGCGCGGCCAGUACCUUUGGCGCACAGGUGAACCCGAUCGGACUGAAGGAUAUAGAGUGGAGAUAUCUGCUCGUCUACGUCUGCUUCCUGUGUUUCGAGAUCGUCUUCAUCUACUUCCUCUUCCCGGAAACAUUCGGCAAGACCCUCGAAGAGUUGACUUUCCUGUUUGAGUCCGAAGCGGAGAAAUAUCGCGAGCUCGAGUCUGCGACCCACAAGGCACUUGGUCAGCACAUUGAACAUAGCGAAGUUCAGGAGGUUCAUGCAGCUCCAAACAAGGCGCCGGAGCUUUCCGAGAAGGCUGCGUAA
Molecule: messenger RNA, 1587 nt
Organism: Cyphellophora europaea CBS 101466
Lineage: Eukaryota; Fungi; Ascomycota; Eurotiomycetes; Chaetothyriales; Cyphellophoraceae
Exons: 4
Coding region: 1-1587 (528 amino acids)
Biological process (GO): transmembrane transport; carbohydrate transport
Cellular component (GO): membrane
Molecular function (GO): carbohydrate:proton symporter activity
Source: RefSeq, a predicted model, not a curated record